Rhinocladiella mackenziei CBS 650.93 is the source of this 2247-nucleotide messenger RNA. RefSeq lists its product as uncharacterized. The transcript is spliced from 2 exons. The record is from RefSeq and is a predicted model, not a curated record. Gene Ontology annotation, molecular function: mRNA 3'-UTR binding. Gene Ontology annotation, biological process: post-transcriptional regulation of gene expression. NCBI's taxonomy places the organism in Eukaryota, Fungi, Ascomycota, Eurotiomycetes, Chaetothyriales, Herpotrichiellaceae. Gene Ontology annotation, cellular component: cytoplasm. The coding region runs from base 1 to 2247 and encodes 748 amino acids.
AUGUCAGGCAUGGAGGACAUCCUCUCACGCCUCAAACUCAAUGACUCUCGCAAGCCCACUCUGUCGAAUGCUUCCGCAGAGCUAAAACUUCAGAAGGCUGAUUUUGGCACCUUUGACAAGCUUUUGAACAAUCCCCAAGAUCAGAACAAAGCUGUGAAGAAACAAGAGAAGGAACUACGCGUUGAGUCAGAAUGUGAGAAUCACCAAGACGGCGGUCGCACCACUGGUUCUGGUCCUUGUACUCCGGCAAAUAACCAUUCGGACACGACAAAGUCUAGCUCUCAGGCCUCAGCUAGUGUCAAGGUAGACGUUGCGGAGAUGAUGCGUGUCAAGCAGGAGCUGGAGGCCGCCAAAUCAGUCAUCUCACGCCAGGAGCAGGAACUUGCUGAGACACGCAAUCUCAAGCAAACCAUGGAUCAGGCAAUGGGUCCUCCUUCUGAAGUUGACUAUGGAGCUCCUAAUGACAUAUCCGAACACAGAAUCGGUCAUCUGCAGAGCGCGUUCCACGCAUUUGCGCGUCCGUUCACAUCACGAAACGAAACUUGGGUCGCUCCAGAUGAGCCACGCGUGGAUCAAGCCGACGGCCUUCCGACUACCAACUUUGCUGACGGUCGAGGUAUCUGGAAUAAUGCCAAUGCACCCAUGACCAGCCUUCUGGCUGCCAAUGCUCCCAGUACGAUGUAUGUUAACCCUCGAGAUGCUCGGCUCCCCGGUCAAGCCUACAACGGUGCCUAUGGUGCUACCCUUUCCCCCGCUGAAGCAAAUUUCCAGCCGCGUCACUUCUCAGGCAGCACUGCUCCUAUUGGUUACGAUAUCAGACCAAACAACGAGAUGGCGCAAUACGAUCCUUCGGUCGGAAUGAGACGCAAUGGUGGACAGCCGCGAAUCAAUUCUACUCUCACUGACCGUUUGGCCCAAUAUGGCAGCCACCCCCCAAGCGCAUCCACCCUGACACCGCCGCCAAUAAGUCCCGUGGGACUUCCCGGACAAUUCCAUUAUCAGAGUGGUCUUGCGACACCAAUAACAUCGGCCGGGACCGAUUUCCCGGUCAAUGCAGUCCAAGACGGUGCCAGUUCGUGGUCGCUUCCAGCCCCUGAUGGUAUGAGGGCACGAAGCUAUGUUCCACCUGUUGAGCCAAUGAACUAUCGCCGUCUCCUCGACAAGUCUGUGUCCUGUGACUGGAAGUACAUCGUGGACAAGAUUGUCUGCAACAAUGAUCAGCAAGCCAGCAUCUUCCUUCAGCAGAAACUCAAAGUGGGCACGGCAGAGCAGAAAUUCGAAAUCGUGGAUUCCAUUGUCAAUCAGGCAUAUCCCCUGAUGAUCAAUCGAUUUGGCAACUUUCUCGUCCAGCGAUGCUUUGAGCACGGCACCCCCGAGCAGGUUGUGGCGAUUGCUAAUGCUAUCCAUGGCCACGUGCUCUCUUUGAGCAUGGAUCCCUUUGGUUGCCACGUCGUUCAGAAAGCCUUCGAUUCCGUUCCGGAAGACCACAAGGCCGGCAUGGUCCGAGAAUUGCUUCGUCGGGUUCCUGACACCGUCAUUCAUCGCUACGCCUGUCACGUCUGGCAGAAGCUCUUCGAGCUCAGAUGGAGCGGCGAGCCACCACAGAUCAUGCUCAAGGUGAAUGAAGCACUGCGAGGCAUGUGGCAUGAAGUGGCCUUGGGCGAAACUGGGAGCCUGGUCGUUCAGAACAUCUUUGAGAAUUGCGUCGAAGAUGAGAAGCGCCCAGCCAUUGAAGAAGUCAUUGCCAACAUCGAUCUGAUUGCUCAUGGCCAAUUCGGUAAUUGGUGCGUUCAGCAUUUGUGUGAACAUGGUUCUCCGCCAGACAAGCGACGAGUCAUCGACCACAUUCUCGCCAACUCCUACAACUACAGCAUUGAUCAGUUCGCAUCGAAGGUUGUCGAGAAGUGUCUCAAGAUCGGGGGACCGGAGUUCCUGGAUCGAUACCUCGGAGUCAUCACUACCGCACAUCCUGAUCGUCCACGUAUUCCAUUAAUCGACAUUGCAGGCGACCAAUAUGGCAACUAUCUGAUCCAGUGGAUCUUGAUGAACACUCAUCAUCACCAGCGAGAGCAAGUCGCGAUCCACAUCCGCAAGCACAUGGUCUCCUUGCGUGGUUCAAAGUUUGGAUCUCGUGUUGCCAUGCUCUGCUGUAAUCCAAAUUCGGUCACUCGACCAGGUCCUGGCGCAGUUAUCAAUCCAUUCGGCGCUCCAGGUCAGCCACGUCAUCCAUGGCCUCGUUUCCGCUAG